Molecule: messenger RNA, 4423 nt
Organism: Amblyraja radiata (thorny skate)
Lineage: Eukaryota; Metazoa; Chordata; Chondrichthyes; Rajiformes; Rajidae
Gene: b4galnt3b
Product: beta-1,4-N-acetyl-galactosaminyl transferase 3b
Exons: 19
Coding region: 76-3594 (1172 amino acids)
Cellular component (GO): Golgi cisterna membrane
Molecular function (GO): acetylgalactosaminyltransferase activity
Source: RefSeq, a predicted model, not a curated record
AGGGGGAGGACCAGUGGCAGGGGCCGGCACUCUGGGCUCCACACACACACACACACACACGGGGGGGGGAGGGCGAUGCUGCUGUUCCCGGUGAAGAAGGUCCGCAAACACUCCAAGCUGCUGGUGCUGGCGCUGCUGCUGGGGGGGGGGGGGUGGGUGGCCUAUCUGGAGCUCGCCGCUUCCAGCGAGUGGAGGAAGAGCAGCGGCUUCAAACACAACCGAGUAUUCAGUGACUGGAAUGAACGGUUGGAAGGACAAGGGAUCAAAGUCCCUGGAGUUGACCGCGACUUGGAGUUCUACCACCAAAGAAAGGAGGGGGGAGUAAAUGAGUUAGUGGGUCAAGCAAACCUGCACAUAUUCGAAGACUGGUGCGGAGGUUCCAUUGAACAGCUCAGGAAAAACAUUCACUUCCCUCUCUUCCCACAUACCAGGACUGUAGUGAAGAAGUUGGCGGUGGCUCCAAGGUGGACCAACUAUGGACUCAGAAUAUUCGGCUACAUUCAUCCCUUCGCAGAGAGUACAUUUCAGUUUGCAAUGGCUUCCGAUGAUAACUCAGAGUUCUGGCUGAGUUUAGAUGACAACCCAGCCAAUGUCACACUUCUGGCUCGAGUGGGAAAGACCGGCAAGGAAUGGGCAGCACCCGGGGAAUUCGGAAAAUUCCGCAGUCAGAUCUCCAACCCCGUGCGCCUGUCAUCCUCCAGGAAGUAUUACUUUGAGGUGCUUCACAAACAAAAUGACCAGGGAACAGAUCACGUGGAAGUUGCUUGGCGACUUUCCAAUAUUGACCUGAAAUUCAACGUUAUUGAUUCUCGGUAUAUUUCACUUUAUAUUAAUGAGUCGUUGAUAAAACUAAACGAGGUGUGGCACAUCCCUCAGUCGGCAGCGAGUUAUAAAAAGCGCUACAGUUACCUGCGUUCACAAACAGACCAUCCGGCGGACAUGCUGAGGGACGAUCCGCGCGACACUUUUUUCAAUCUGCCUCUGAUAACGGAGUCCCAUGUGGAUCAAGUGCUGCCUGACUGUGCGUACAAACCCAGCUAUAUCAUUAACGGAUUUCCUAUACUCCGUUACCAAGGAUUACAGUUUGUCCAUCUGACGUACGUCUAUCCCAACGACUACACACGGCUAACGCACAUGGAAUCGGAAAACAAAUGCUUUUAUUUUGAAAAUAUGUAUUACUUGGAAAGAUUUGGAUUCUACAAAUAUAUGAAGAUGGACACAACGCCACAAAAAUCAAACGAGGGAAAGUUGGAGCAUUCUCUCAGGAUCGCAGCAGGAAAACUGUUUGAUCGACAUAAAGGGCAGAUGCAGAAGGACAGCGUGGCGGCAGAACGGGAUGAAUAUGCGUAUGAAGAGGAGGAUGAAAUCCCGCAGGCGGUGAAUCUUAAAGCUGUAGUUCAGGAGCAGAACCAGAAGGAUGUCGAGGAAGAUGGAAGCCAUCUCGAGCCGGGAGACGGAGUAGGAGGAGUGGAGAAACCUGCCCGCUUGCCUGACGAGGAGGAGAAGGAGGACAAGGCAAGAGACUACGGAGAUGACUAUGAUGAUUAUGUUUUGAAGAGGAAACGAAAACUGUUCUUUGCUGCAGAAAAGAAGUCUAGCAAUGGGACGCUUGAUCGCAACGCAAUUGUGGACCAUCGGUCAACGCCGGCGCGGAAAGGAAUGGAAGGCAAGAGUAGCGAAGUUUCUCGUGCCAAAGGAAAUGCGCGGGGCACCCGCUCUCCCAGUCAAAAAAAUCCCCGCAGUUUUCAAAAAAAGUUGCGUGUCGUGUUGAAGGGCGGGUUGGGAAAGCAGGCAGCGAGAUCGUCUGGGAGACAGCGGGAGAGAGGGAGCGACCAUCUUGCCCGGCACAUCACUCCGGGAGGGAACCGGGACGUUCGGAGAGCUGUUGGACGACCCGGGGCUCUGGAGAGACAGAACAACAGGUUGAGGGAGAAGCAGAAAGAAAUGGCCAAAAAUAGUCAAAACACGAAGAGAGCCGUUUACGUUGAGCAGCCGGUGGCCACGUUGUCGGGGGAAAGAGCCAACGAAAGUCUCGUCGCAUCAUUGAGCUCGAAGGACGACCAGGGGAAAAGUGAUGGGCUGAAGCCAACAGAGCUGACAUCGCCGUUCGGGCUGAAAGAGGAAAGGAUCAACGGCGACACCAUUGUGUCAGAGAAGCCUGCCCUUGGUCAGAACAACGGGCGGGUCAAUCCGGGACCUUUCAUCCCGCUGGGCCCCCGUUCCAAAAAGGACACUCCCCCCGCUGCGGCCAGUGACUGGUUCGGCAAAGUCUUGCCGCCUGCCGGCCAGAAAGGGGAAGAGGGGAAGGAGAACGGAGACGGGGAGGAGCAGAAAAACGAGGGGGAAAUCUACGAGAAGGCCAACGCAGACGGGAGGAAGGGCGGGAAGUGGUUCGACCCCCCCGCCAGGGACGACAAAGCCAAUGGGAAACCAGUCAAGGAGGAGGAGGAGGAGGCGGAAGCGGGGGAGGAGGAGGUGCCCGAUGACCAGAGCUUCUACGGACACGUACAUGACACGGCGGUCAGCUGGGAGCAGACCUUCAGCGUCAACAACAUGGACUUCCACUCCCUGCGCUCCGACUGGAUCGACCUCCGUUGCAACGUGUCGGGCAACCUGCUGAUGAAGGAGCAGGAGGCCGCAGAGGUGGUGGAGGCCUACAUGAAGAAGCUGAAUGAAAAGCACAGGGGGAGGUACACACUGCAUCAAUUAGUCAGCAUUGAGAAACGCCUGGACCGUUUGCGGGGCAGCAGGUACCUGCUGGAGCUCGAGCUGCUGUGGAACCAGAAGACAAUUGUGCGAUUGUCCGAGUACGUGUACAACCUGAAUGGUAACGGCGAUGGCACGGGCAUGGGCGGCGACACGAGGCUGAGGAAGGUGUACCGGCAGGCUGGCCAGAAUCUGGGGGAAAACCGCGCCAGGUUAACACUGUGUUCGCCCACCGGGUUCAGCUGGCGGAGAAAUGCUAUGAUUCACUUUAUAGUCCCAGUGAAGAACCAGGCUCGAUGGGUACAGCAGUUUAUCUACGACAUGGAGGAGUUGCACGCAGUGACUGGCGACCAAUACUUCAGCGUGACCAUCACUGAUUACAGUAGCACCGACAUGGAUGUGGAGAACGCUUUGAAAAGGAGCAUGUUGACCAGGUAUCAGUACGUGAGACUUGAGGGGAACUUUGAGCGUUCAGCUGGCUUGCAGUCAGGAAUUGAUCUAAUACAGGAUGACCACAGCAUCGUCUUCCUGUGUGACCUGCACAUCAACUUCCCUCCGUACAUCAUCGACAGCAUCAGGAAACACUGUGUGGAGGGAAAGAUGGCCUUCGCCCCGAUCGUGAUGAGGUUGAACUGUGGCUCCUCCGCUCAAGAACCUGACGGAUACUGGGAAAUGAACGGUUUUGGCUUGCUGGGAAUCUACAAAUCCGAUCUUGACAGAAUUGGUGGAAUGAACACAAAGGAAUACCGGGAUCGGUGGGGGGGAGAGGACUGGGAGCUACUGGACAGGAUUUUCGAGUCUGGGUUGGAAGUGGAAAGAUUAUACAUGAGGAACUUCUUUCAUUAUUUCCACUCCAGACGUGGCAUGUGGAAUAGGAAACAAGGGUGAACUAACGCUGACUGCCAGAAGCCUGGCUCACGCGCACUUUAUCCAUCAGAGGGGCCGAACCGCCCUCUCCACAAACAAGUGAAGCUUAACGUAAGAUGUAUCUGAAAUGGGUGCAUUCGCUGCUCACAACUCUCAGGCUACUAAUGGUCUUCCGAUCCUCUGGCGUAGGAAAAAAAUUAUAAAGGGCCUGCCUGUCCCACGUGGCCGAUUUUUCUGGCGACUGCCGGCGUCCUUGACUGGCGUUUAUCGGGUCGCCGAAAAAGUCUCGGCGAGCCGACGUAUCGAGUGUCCUCGAGUGCCGCAACAUUUUUUUUGUCGCCACUGGAUUUUUAAAUGUUCCAAAUCUUUCGGCCACCCUGUCAAUGGUGCCGGCAGUCGCCGAAAAAAACCGCUGAGUGGGACAGGCCCCUUGAAGGGCCGCUCUUCUUCAUUCAUGUUUGUAAGUGUUGAAAAUAUUCCAAGAAAACAAUAUCUAUUUUUUUAUUCAAAGCAAUACAAUGACGCUGUUAGGGUCUCAGGUGGGUGGUGGGGGAUGGGGACGGACUAACACACGCUGUGGUCCAACUAAAGCAAAUGUCCUUUACCACGGAGCCAAGGAAUGAAGUCACACUGAACAUGGUUUGUGCAUCAGAUCUUCAUCGGAUUCGUGGCCACUCCCUUUGUACCACAGCCACUGUGAAACACCCAUGUGCCUUUCGCAAUCCCAAGGACUCACCAAUCAACCGACAAACCUUCCGAGUUACACCUCUCCGUGCAACAAUUUAAAAAAAGGAUCAAUUGGAAGGUAAAUUUCUCCGAGAAGCGGCGCUCAAAGAACGAACGAUGGAUU